UAGAGCAUCAGUUUCUGCGGAGACAGUUCCAGUCAUAGUUACAGUUUCCAGCUUCCAGCUCCAGAUAUCCUUACCAGCAACAUGCGCUUUGCUUUGGUAGCUCUCUUCCUCUUCGGAGUGAUCUUCGCCAUUGUGUCCGCCGGAGGACAAGGAGGCGGCGGCGGCGGUGGCGGCCAGGGCGGCUGGCAGAAGAACGGAGGAGGCGGUGGUGGCGGCGGCAAGGGAGGCGGCGGCGGCGGCGGCCAAGGAGGAUGGCAGAAGAACGGAGGAGGAGGAGGCGGCGGCGGCGGUCAGGGAGGCUGGCAGAAGAAUGGAGGAGGCGGCGGCGGCGGAAACGGUGGCGGUGGCAAGCAUGGAGGCGGCGGCGGUGGCGGAAACGGAGGCGGUGGCAAGCACGGUGGCGGCGGCGGUGGAGGUGGCAAGCACGGAGGCGGCGGCGGUGGUGGUGGCGGCAAGCAUGGAGGCGGCUGGUAAACCCCAGAAGUCCCCAGAAGUCGCUAAUCCCCAAGAGAUCCUCGUACAAACCAAUGAAUACUCCACUGACUGCCCUCCGGAUACACAAAUAUGAUGCAGUAUCUCCGAUUAGAAUCUCCAAAAGGAAUACUCACCUCCUAACCAAAAACAAUCGAAUACUCUUCUAUAACUUCCUCGUGUCUUUGCUUCUGCUCUAUCCUAUUUUCUUCCAGUGUAUUCUACUAGAAGAAUUAUUUUCUUGUUCAUUUUUUUGUUAAUUUAAAUAAAUAAAUUUUUUUCUUGCAAA
Molecule: messenger RNA, 760 nt
Organism: Drosophila ananassae
Lineage: Eukaryota; Metazoa; Arthropoda; Insecta; Diptera; Drosophilidae
Product: glycine-rich cell wall structural protein 1.0-like
Exons: 1
Coding region: 82-474 (130 amino acids)
Source: RefSeq, a predicted model, not a curated record